This is a messenger RNA of Nematostella vectensis (starlet sea anemone), 5829 nucleotides long. RefSeq names its product nuclear pore complex protein Nup98-Nup96. The record is from RefSeq and is a predicted model, not a curated record. Gene Ontology annotation, molecular function: structural constituent of nuclear pore. Gene Ontology annotation, biological process: RNA export from nucleus; protein import into nucleus; post-transcriptional tethering of RNA polymerase II gene DNA at nuclear periphery. Gene Ontology annotation, cellular component: nuclear pore cytoplasmic filaments; nuclear pore. The transcript has 34 exons. The coding region runs from base 339 to 5564 and encodes 1741 amino acids. Lineage: Eukaryota; Metazoa; Cnidaria; Anthozoa; Actiniaria; Edwardsiidae.
AUUGCAUUCUGGGUCGUUAAUGGCGCGCACCGAAUUCAAGCAGUUCAAACUUGCUGCUAUCGUCGAGGAUAAUUUCAAUGUAAUUUUCUAAAUAUACCUAUAUCAAAAGUGUUUGACAAUUACAUAAAAGGGAUCUUCCUUGGAGAUUGAUAAAUACCCGGUCUGACGGCGAAGAUACCAGUUCUUAUUUAGCUUCAGGCGGCCUGUUUGGUAACAAGACGCAGACUGGGUUUGGCUCUGGCUUUGGAACCACACAGACCACUGGGACUGGCCUCUUUGGUGCUGCGGGCACCAAUACAGCGACUGGACUGUUUGGUGGUGGCACUGUGACUGGCAGUAUGUUUGGCCAGCCAGCCUCAGCAGUGUCCACUGGAUUUGGCGGGUUUGGCUCAACGGCAGGCACAAACACUGGGGGACUGUUUGGUAACACUGCAGCGUCUGGCACCACCACAGGAACUGGUCUGUUUGGUCAGACGCAGGGAGCGGCUUUUGGUGGUACCUCUACCUCUGGUUUUGGUACUUCAGGGAGUCUCUUCAGUGCUCCACCCACAAGCACAACUGGUAGAAGUCUGUUUGGAGGAACUACAGGUGCCACUCAGAGCUCUUUAUUUGGGGGUACUGGUACUGGAGCAACCACAGCAUUUGGAGGUUUUGGUGCAGCAUCAACUGCUACAGGACAAGCGGGGACGCCUAUUAAAUUUUCUGUCAUUCGAGGGACAGACCAAGUGGUCAAGAAUGGACUUACAACUAAUGUGAACACACAGCAUCAGAGCAUCACUGUGAUGAAGGAAUAUGAGACCAAAAGCUUUGAGGAAUUGCGCUUUGAGGACUAUACUCUGGGCCGUAAGAGUGGCGCGACUGGGGCCACUGCAUCGACAGGAGGCCUGUUCUCUGCCACUCCAGCGACAUCAGCAUCUACUGGCGGUUUGUUUGGAACCACUGCCACUAGCACUGGUUUUGGGGGGACUUCAGCGUUUGGACAGAGCAAGACUGGAUUUGGAACAGCAAGUGAUGGACUAUUUGGACAGACAGCAACUUCUCAGACAGGUGGCCUCUUUGGGGGUACUACGACUACUCAGGCGGGCGGGCUGUUUGGUGGUGGUGCAACUGGAUUUGGGGCGGCCACAGGCACCACUGGUACUGGACUGUUUGGGCAAAGUACUGGCUUUGGGCAGACCAGCCAACAGUCCAGCCUUUUUGGUAACAAGCUUGCAACCUCAACAACUGGCUUUGGGGCGACCAACACUGGCGGUCUGCUGGGGCUGUCAGCACAGAAGCCUGCGACUGGCUUUGGUACAACAGGCCUUGGCACUGGUACAUUUGGGGCAGGAACAACUGGCACACAAGGCUUGUUUGGCAACACCGCUACCGCCUUUGGCAAGCCAGCCACUGGUCUCGGCACUACUGGUUUCGGUGGUACUGGUACUGGCUUAUUUGGUAGUACUACCGGCCUUGGAACUACAACUACAGGCCUAGGAAGUGGCCUGGGGGGCUCAAUGUUAGGUAACACCCUCGGACAACCAGCAACUGGCCUCAACCUUGGUGGGGUUACCAACAAUCUGAAUAUCGCCACAAGUAACCAGGCAAGUUUGUUAUUAGCACAGCAGCAGCUCCAGCAGCAUAUCAUGGCCCUCAACAACUCUCCUUUUGGUGACUCUAAGCUUUUCAGGAAUUCUUUGACGGAAAAGGCAAAGGCUGAUAGGGUUGCCAAUACAACCACUGUUAACUCCCAAAGAUUAGGGUCACCCUCACAUUAUAAGGUUUCUGCAAAACUAACUGCCAAAAUAAAGCCACGGCCAAUCAGUAACCAUUCCAUGAAUAAGUCACAGAUGUUUGAUGGAUUGGAGGAGUCAGGGGUGAGUCCCGACACAUUUGUGCCGCGCAAGAGCAUCAAGAAGCUUGUCAUUAGGAACAGAAACACCCCAGAGCAGAUGUCUGGCUCAGCUGAUAAUAUCAGGCUUCGUGUUGCCAACGACGAUGAGGAAGACCUGGUUGCGCCAGUGUCACCCUACCCUCCGUCAUCCCACAGCAGCAGAGCAAUUCAGACGCCCCCGGGACCCAUGACUGACCUGAACGACUCGCGGGGGUCUGAGCACACCACGCCUAUCGGUGUCCGAUUCUCAUGUAAUGCUGGGCAGCCUCUAAAUGACACCCUAGAGGAUCUAAACGCCCGGCGGCGGGACAGGAGGGUGGAGGCUGAGGGUGCUGCUGACGGUGGAGAUGAAGCUGAUGGUGAACCAGCGCUAGAGCCGUGCGGUAUCAUCCUCACGAGGCCUGAGUACUACACAGUUCCAUCUAUUGAGCAGCUGAAUGAUAUGGUGGAUGCCAAUGGGGAGGUGUGGGUUGAUGACUUUGUCGUCGGGAGAGAGGGAUAUGGCGAAGUGAAGUUCCCUGGAAAAACCAAUGUUGCUGAUCUCAAUCUGGAUGAGAUUGUUUUCUUCAGGCGGCGUGAGAUAGAGGUCUACCCAGAUACCUAUCCAAACAAGCCCGAAGUUGGAGAAGAGUUGAACAAGAAGGCAGAAAUUACGCUGAUCAAGGUCUGGCCAAAUGACAAGACCACUCACAAACCCAUCAAGACCCCCGAGAGACCGAAGCAGCAGGGUUGGUUAGAGAGAGCCGAGGCAGCUACAGCUAAACUUGGUGCUACCUUUAUAGAUUACCAGCCACACACUGGAAGCUGGGUAUUCAUGGUGGAACAUUUCACACGGUAUGGCAUCCACGAGUUCCUGGACGAUGAGAAUAUUCAAAAGAGGUUAAAACGUCCACCUAUUGACACAAAUCUGAAGGACAUAGAUGCUGACAAAGAAAAGCUUGCUAUGCUGGAGAAGCUAAGAGCAGCUCAAGAGAAGCAGGAAGCCUACGAGAGAGAGAAAGCACAAAGAGACGAGAUAGCCACAGAGCAAGCCACAGCUUCUGCGUCAGAGAACAUGCAACAGGACGAAGAGAGUGAAGACAUGGAGGACAUUGACCAGCAGACUUUUCCUGAUGAGAUUUAUGAAGACAAAGAAGAGGGUGGAUAUGAUUCCCCUGCAAGCCAUCUUAUAGCAUCAUCCCUUGGCAUCAGUGCUCAUCGCACCCAGCUCAUGAAAGCCUCAAUCUUUGGUGAAUCUGAGGCUGCUCCACGCUCUCCCAAGCUCAAGGAGCGACCAGGUGACCACUCCUUUGCCAUGGAUGAUGACACCCAAAGGAUUGCAUUUCCUGGAAUAUUUAGGCACAGUGCAGCACAGUCGCCUAAGUUUCACAGGAUGUUGGAUGCACCAGGCAGUGGACCAGCUUUGUUUGGAAGCCCAAGAAUAGGCACCCUACCUCCCAAGUUCCCCAUGGCUCAUGACUUCACCAGUGCUGCACCUUCUUCACCAAUGAUGUGCCCAAAUGCAGUAGGAAGUGCCAUUGACAUGGGAACCAAGCUUGUUGGGGCCAGAGCCCACCAGAGGGAUCUAGUCCCCAAAGAUGACUCCAUUGUGGACGGCAAGGAGAACCUUAUUGCAGACAUGGGGCUUGUGAUGGGCAGGUCUUUUCGUGUGGGAUGGGGGCCAGGGUUCACUCUAGUCCACAGUGGAAGUCCUCUCGGCACACAGACCAAGAAACCAGCAUCCAUGAUGCAUUCAUCUGUCACCGGAGAUGCAUUAUUUUCGCGAUCAAGACUCCUGACAGAGUCCACAGGAGGGCAGUCACCCUUUGGUGUGGUAGUAGAGAGGUUAAAUAUUGCUCCUGAUUUAAAACCAGACUCCCCUAGUAUGUUGAAGCAGCACCUGCAAGCAUUAGAAGUGGAGUUAGAGCACUGCACCUCAUCCCAGGCAAGUGAUGGUUGCCCAUUCUUUGAGCCAACACCUGGUACCAAAGCUCUCCACCAACAUGCUGAUGUGGCGAAAAAGAACCAAGAAACCCAAGGGUCAAGUUCUAGUCGUGAUGUGGCAUUCCAGCACAGCCUGGUAUGGGAUCUGGUGGUAGCACUGUGGGGUGACCUAGGUGAUAAGGAUACAGCAAGCCAAGGUACUUAUGAGCACCAGGUGGCAAGACGGAAUGCACUCUCUCACUGGCUGGCUGAGGCUGCCAAAGAUCGAGUAAAAGUAGAAGUCGACAAGGCUAACUUUGAGGAUGGUGACUACCUCAAUGCCAUCUUUAGCCACCUAACUGGUCAGCAGAUCAGUAAGGCAUCUCGACUAGCCCAGCGGCAUGGUGACUACCGCUUGUCAUUGCUCCUCUCACAAGCUACCAGUAGUUCCGCCAUCCGAUACCUUCUCCAGAAGCAGCUAAGCGACUGGGAACAGGUCAAGGCUGAUAGCUACAUGACAGAGCUGCGCAUCAAGGUCUAUGCCCUGCUGGCAGGCUGCAUGGUGUGGCGCACUUCUGAUGAUUUCCUCAACACAUGCGAAGAUCUGGACUGGAAAAGAGUCCUCGCUGUGCACAUGUGGUAUCACAACUCUCAGACGUCAUCUAUAAGUGAAAUACUCUCUGGGUACGAGGAUGCAUUUAAGGGCAGGACAAGCUACGGCAAGUAUGGAAAGCCACCACACCCUCCGUACAGGGAAAUAGAUGAGGACUCAGAAUCUGAGGAGGAAGAGGAGAGUGGAGGUGGUGUCUCUAUCCGCGACACAUGCUACCAUCUGCUCAAGCUGUUCUGUAAACGAUCACAUCGCCUGGAGAGGACCCUGGCGCCUGCCUCCUACACCCCACACCAGUUAGACUACAGGUUAAGCUGGCACUUGUACCAAGCGCUCCAGUCUCUGGAAUACUCUCAUCUUUCACAGUACCAUGCCGGCAUGUUACACAGUGGUUUCGCAUCUCAACUUGAACAACUAGGAAUGUGGGAAUGGGCAGCAUUUGUUUUACUUCACAUCACUGAUAAAGAGAGGCGUGAGCAUUCUGUGCGUAGGUUGCUGUUCCGUCACUGUCAGCUCUCCCCGUCUGAUGAGCACCAGAGAAAGGAGCAGUUCCUAAGGGAGAAGCUUCUUAUCCCACCAGAGUGGAUUCAUGAGGCGAAGGCAAUACGUGCUCAGCAUGACUCUAUGCCAAGCGAGGAAGCCCUGCAUCUGCUCAAAUCUAGCCACUGGAACAGGAGUCACAAUGUUUUAAUCUCAAGUCUUGCUAGUGAUGCCAUUAUUAAUGACGAUUAUGACACUCUUAAGGCAUUAUUAGCGGAAAUGGCUCCAAGGGAGAGAUCUUCCAACAUUAUGGGCUGGGAGACUGGAGGACAGGUGUUACUUGACUUUCUGAAUAUCAAUGAAAAGUUCCAAGAUCUUUCCAAAGGAUCAUGUGAACCGUCCAAAAGAGAAUUUGAAGAGAUUCAUUCACAGGUUGCAUCACUCUGUAACCGCAUUAACAACCUUCCAUGUGCAACAGCAAAAGACAGACUUUGCCAAUAUGAGCUGGCCAAACAGUGUGCAAGUUAUCUCAAAUUGACAACAAGUGAAUUGAGUGACCAUUGCCAAGAUGAAGAUGCUCCCCUCCCCACCCAAAUGAUAGUACCACACAUCAGUAAACUGCCACUGCCUGAAGACUGUGCACUUGCAGAGUUAGCAGAGCUUACAGAAAAUUAUGUUAGAGAAACAACAAGAGUAUGAUGCCAAGCUAUGUGUAGAUAGGAGUAAAGUAAUUAAGUUCUGCCACAAGACAGCAGGUCAAAAAAAGGCACGCAAAUAACUUCACAGUGUUAAUGAUGGGGUCUCGCAAAUGUCCACUCAUUGUUUUUUGAAUAAAGAGCAUUACAUUUGACAUAGCUGUUGUAAGUAAUACUUACACACAAAAUAAGUUAUUUUCAUACACAAACUGACAGACAGGAUAGAUUAUACAGUACAUGAAAUAUUAAUAAAUUUGAAGGGAGCUCUA